Carica papaya (papaya) is the source of this 756-nucleotide messenger RNA. The record is from RefSeq and is a predicted model, not a curated record. Lineage: Eukaryota; Viridiplantae; Streptophyta; Magnoliopsida; Brassicales; Caricaceae.
AUUUUCCCUGGAAAGACAACUUUUACAGAAGUUUCAAAUGCAUUAAUGUUACCAUCUCAGGUUAGAUGAGUCUUGGAAGAACUUGACAUGAACUGUGUCUGUAGCUCAAUUAUGUUUUCUUAUAAGUACUAUGUGAAAUUUUGUCGCUUCUCUGGCAGUAUUUUUAUUUUGGUUUUUAUUAAAAAUAGAUGAUGUUUUUGUACAAAUUCAGUUGGCAUAUUAUUAUGAGGAUGAAGGCUCCUAAAGAAGGUUCUUGUGAUCCCAUUGCUCCUCUUGAACUACCCCAUUCUUUGCAUGCAUUUCAUCGUGUCUCUCAAACGGACACAUUGAAUAUGGAGGGCUACCACACAUAUCGUGGUGGGUUUUGGAACUACUUCAGCAUGGGAAUGGAUGCUCAAGUGUCAUAUGCUUUUCACUCUGAGAGGAAGCUACACCCAGAAAAAUUCAAAAACCAGUUAGUCAAUCAGGUAUCUAUAUUUCUUCUAUUCUGUUCAGAAACAAUGUCAAACAUAAGUCACCCAGUCUGCUUUCCCCUUCACAGAUCAAACAAGAAGGUUAAUUAUAAUAAAUAGUACUCUGCAGUAGUAAAACAGCAGAGAUUAGGUUAAACUAUUGGGUUUUGCGCUUCCUCCCAAAAAAAGCAGUAAAUCUAUUGACUUCAUUGAUAUUGCUUGAAGACUAAUCUCAUAAUAUGUAUCUGCCUAUGAGAUUUGUUUGAUGUGGGAUUUACUUUGUUUGUUUUCCUAAGAAGCAUUA